AUUUCAGAAAUUAAACAAAAGAAUUCUCUUUUUCUUUCAAAUGGGUGUACAAAAGAUUGUUCUCCUUUCGAUCUUCGUAAUGUUUAACGUGUUUUCACUUGUGUCAUGUACUGAAUUUGAAGCUGGAGGAGAAAAUGGUUGGAACAUACCACAAUCUAGUAACCAGAGUGAUAUGUUUAACCAAUGGGCUUCCAAAAACCGGUUUAAAGUUGGCGACACUAUCCGUUUCAAGUACAAGAAAGACUCUGUUUUGGUGGUAACAGAAGACGAGUACAAGAAAUGCCAGACGACCAAACCGGAGUUAUACUCCAACCACGACGAUACGGUUUUCAAAUUGGACCGUCCCGGUUUGUUUUAUUUCAUAAGCGGCGUCUCAGGCCACUGUGAAAAGGGUCAGAAAAUGAUUAUUAAAGUCAUGGAGGUCGAAUCUCCGCCGCAAUCUCCUCCACCUUCUUCGUCUCUAGCCGCUUCUUCAACUCACAAGAAAAACCACGCCGUGAGGAAAACGAGUCGGUUCUUAGGUGCCGGUUUAGUCACAAUUUCGAUUCUGGCUUUGACGGUUUUUAGUGUUGUGUAGUCUUGGUUUUUAGAGUAUGGAAAACCAUACGACUCGGUUAUGGCGGUUCAGCUGUGGAGGUUUAUUCCGGUUUUGGUUUUAGUUUAUUAAGGGUUUUUAAUAGGUUGUUGAUUUGAUUUUGGUUUUUGGUCACUUCAGAGCUUUAAAAUAAUUUAACUCAUGUCUU
Messenger RNA from Arabidopsis arenosa, 743 nucleotides. The record is from the annotation of a GenBank genome assembly. NCBI's taxonomy places the organism in Eukaryota, Viridiplantae, Streptophyta, Magnoliopsida, Brassicales, Brassicaceae.